CCACCCGCAAAAGCCUACGCAGAACCCUCCGAACAAUGCUGCGACUCCGGCUUAAGCUACCGCCGGUGCUCUCCCUCUCAUAUUCUCAUCUCCGGCAUGUUCACUCCCCAAAGUCUAGAAUCUUCCCAUGCCUAUUCUCUUUCUCACAAUCCCCAUCGCUCUCGUUUUCUUCUUCUGUUCUGCCGAAACCCAUACCUUCGUUCACCGACGACGCUGUUGCUGAUGAUUGGGCUCUUGAGCCUCGCUAUCUUUCCUGCUGUAUGCCGGACAAGCGGCUUAAAGUGGCGGUUCUCCUCAGUGGCGGAGUGGAUAGCAGUGUGGCCCUUCGCCUACUCCAUGCCGCCGGCCACUCCUGCACCGCAUUCUAUCUCAAAAUCUGGUUCCAAGAGGAUUUUGAAAACUUCUGGACCGAAUGCCCCUGGGAAGAUGAUUUGAAGUAUGCAAGGGCUGUUUGUGAGCAGGUUGAUGUGCCUUUAGAAGUAGUGCAUUUGACAGAUGAAUAUUGGAAAAAUGUGGUUUCCUACAUUAUUGAGGAGUAUCGAUGUGGUCGUACUCCUAACCCAGAUGUUCUUUGUAAUACGAGAAUUAAAUUUGGUGCAUUCAUGGACGCCAUCAGCAGUAUGGAUUAUGACUAUAUUGCUUCUGGGCAUUACGCUCAUGUUGUCCAUCCAUUGCCAGAUCAAAUUGAUAAUCCUUCUACCUUAGAAUUAUCAAAGGAUAUGGUCAAGGAUCAGACCUACUUCCUCUCACAUCUUUCACAGGCCCAGCUUAAACGACUUAUUUUUCCACUUGGUUGUCUCCCCAAGGAUGAAGUUCGCAAAGUUGCAUCUAGAUUUAAUUUGCCUAACCAAGAUAGGAAGGACUCACAAGGAAUAUGCUUCCUUGGGAAGAUAAAGUUUAGUGAGUUUGUUGCAAGACAUAUUGGAGAGAUGGAAGGUGUCAUGUUGGAAGCUGAGACUGGAGACUUCCUUGGGAACCAUCGUGGAUUCUGGUUUUACACAAUUGGUCAACGCCAGGGUCUACGUCUCCCUGGUGGACCGUGGUAUGUUGUUGAGAAGGAUGUUCAAAAUAAUGUAGUUUUUGUGUCACGAAAUUAUUUCUCAGUUGAUAAAAGAAGGCGCCUGUUUUGUGUUGGCUCCUUGAAGUGGCUUAGUGGAUCACCACCUAACCAGAACUGUCAGGUUGCAUGCAAGGUCAAAUCAUCCAAUUUCUAUUUCUCAUAAAUUGUUCUUAAUGUUCAUUGCUUCACAAAAAGAAACGUCUCAAACAAGUUCUACCUAUUUAACCCCCUUUUUUUUCAUGUUUUGGUGGAGGUGAGGGGGACUAAUGAUGAUUAUGGUGUAAUGUGGCAAAAAAGAGUCUCUCCACAUCUUAUGAAAAAAAGCCAUGUUAGCUACAUCCAUCAAAAUUUGUCUAGCCAUUAUGCUCUAUUCUCAUGAAGUUAUGUGAUUCAAACCACAUGCAGCCCAUAAAUCUUUUACCAUUGCUGAUAAAAAAAAAAAAAAAAAAUCUUUUACCAUUCCAGGUCAGACAUGGCCCUGGCUUUUACAGCUGCAGUUUUAAAAUGGAGCGUGGUGAAGAUGGCUCUGAAGACAUUGCAGUUGUGCAGUUAUCAGAAGAUGAUCAAGGUCUCGCAGCUGGCCAGUUUGCAGCCUUUUAUGAGGCACAAACAUGCAUAGGUUCUGGUGUGAUUUUGGAGUGCUGGGAUGAUCAGGGAUUUCCUGUAUGUGCAAAGGCUGUUGAGAUUGCAAGAAUGAGAGAUAAAUCAAAGCUUGGAAAACCUGUUAAAAUCAAGGCAAAACCGGCAACUCCCAAAACAGAACCUGAUCAGAAAGGUAGCAUUGAACUUGGCAGGGCCUCUGAUGAUUCUCAAGCCAAUGUCACGGUUAAUGGUGAACAGGCACCUCAAGAAGAAGCAUUACCCAAAAUUUCAGUUAACUGGCUGCAAAAUAUAGGAGAGAAGUGGUUGCAAAUACUUAAGUUCCCUUGACCUCGGAAAUUCUUUGCUAGAAAUGAAUGAAAAUAAUGUGAAAUUCUUUUCAAGGUUCAUGUCCAUAUUACUUUGUGGCAGCUCUUUUUGUUCUGGGUGAGCUGUGUUUAAUGUUAUGUAUUUUGCUUUUGUUCUUGUAUCAUAAAUGAUUAUUACAUCUUCUGAUAUUCAAUGAUAUUUGGAUUAUUUUAUUUCAUUUUUU
Rubroshorea leprosula is the source of this 2192-nucleotide messenger RNA. The record is from the annotation of a GenBank genome assembly. NCBI's taxonomy places the organism in Eukaryota, Viridiplantae, Streptophyta, Magnoliopsida, Malvales, Dipterocarpaceae.